Molecule: messenger RNA, 946 nt
Organism: Amphibalanus amphitrite
Lineage: Eukaryota; Metazoa; Arthropoda; Thecostraca; Balanomorpha; Balanidae
Product: heat shock protein beta-1-like
Exons: 1
Coding region: 99-560 (153 amino acids)
Biological process (GO): protein refolding; response to heat
Molecular function (GO): protein folding chaperone
Source: RefSeq, a predicted model, not a curated record
UCGGACAUCAGUCGAAAAUCGGACAUCGCGAGGUGCUGCGACGCUCACGCUGUGCGCAACUACCGACACGUGAAUUUUCGCCGUUUGUGAAGCACACUAUGGCCGACAACAUGUCUUUCUGGCUGGGCCCGUGGAUGGGAUUCCCUCUGCUCGCCGAGCUGGCCGAGCCGCGCGCCGUCGAAAAGCCCGAGAAGCCCGACAAGUUCCAGGUCUCAAUGCACCUGGGUCACUACAAGCCGGACGAGGUGGUCGUCAAAGUCGCCGACGGAACCAUCACGGUACGAGCUGAGCACGAGGAGAAACACCCGGACGGCUACUCGUUCAGCCGGACAGUGCGACAGUUCACAGCGCCCGAGGACGCCUGCGUCGACAAGCUGACCUCCCAGCUGACCCCGUCGGGUCACCUGAAGCUGGAGGCACCGCUGGCCCAGGAGCGCCGCAGCACUGCCAGGACGAUCCCGAUCGAGAUCGAAGGACCCCGGGAGAAGAAGGACGAGCCGCCGCUGCGAAUCACCUACGACUCUGCUGGCAACACCGCAAACGGCGACUGCAAGAAGUAGGUAGGAGUGGUCGCAGGCUCGCAUCGACUGUGGGAACCAGAACAUUGCCUGGCGGCGGCUGUGCUGUGUGAGGCGUUUAUCUAGCCCCGUGACGGGUCGGCCAGUGUCUGGAGGUCGGUGGAAUGUCUGGCGGAAGCCGCGAGUUCUCGUGCUGUGAGGGAAGUGUGGUUUGCCCGUCUAUGUAAUCUUGCCGGGACAAUCGUAGACUGUUUCCCUACCAAUGCCUGAUCGAUAUCUGUACUACGGGAAUACACUUUGCCCGGCUAGAGGCCAGCCUUUUGCUGAUUUUUUUCUUCUCCGAUUGUGACUGCGGGCGGACCGCCUUUCUAGUUUUGUUUUUGAGCCUUGCUUUGUGAUUAGUGUAAAUAAACGAUCGAUGCUGAAAA